AUGGCCGCCGUCCUCCCUGAGCCGUUCGCCUCCAUCCCGAGGGAGAACUUCCUCUUCGGCCCUUCGCCCAUCGAGCCCCUCCCCCGCAUCUCCAAGGCGCUCGGCGGAAAGGUCAACGUCUACGCCAAGCGCGAGGACUGCAACUCCGGCCUGGCCUACGGCGGCAACAAGACCCGCAAGCUCGAAUACCUCGCCUCCGACGCCCUCGCCCAGGGCUGCGACACCCUCGUCUCCAUCGGCGGCGUCCAGUCCAACCACACGCGCCAGGUGACCGCCGUCGCCGCCAAGCUCGGCCUCAAGGCCGCCCUCGUCCAGGAGCACUGGGUCGAGUGGGAGGACCCCGUCUACGCCAAGGUCGGCAACAUCCAGCUGUCGCGCCUCAUGGGCGCCGACGUCCGCCUCGACCCCUCCACCUUCGGCAUCGAGCACAAGAACACCCUCGCCAAGCUCAAGGAGGAGCUCACCGCCGCCGGCCGCAAGCCCUACUACAUCCCCGCCGGCGCGUCCGACCACCCCCUCGGCGGCCUCGGCUUCGCCCGCUGGGCCUUCGAGGUCGUCGCCCAGGAGAAGGAGACCGGCGUCUUCUACGACACCGUCAUCGUCUGCGCCGUCACGGGGUCCACCAUGGCCGGCAUGGUUGCGGGCUUCAAGCUGGCCGAGAAGACGGGCGCGUCGCCGAAGAGGAAGGUUAUCGGUAUUGAUGCGUCUGCGACGGUGAAGCAGACGUUUGACCAGGUGCUGCGCAUUGCGAAGAACACGGGUGCGAAGAUUGGACUUGAGGAGGGCGAUAUUACGGAGAAGGAUAUUAUCCUGGAUGAGCGCUUCCACGGCGGCAUCUACGGCGUGCCGGACCAGACGACCAUUGACGCCAUCAAGUUCGGCGCGAGCACGGAGGGCUUCAUCACGGACCCCGUGUACGAGGGCAAGAGUCUGGCGGGCAUGAUGGCGCUGAUCAAGAACGAGGAGAUUCCCGCGGGAAGCAAUGUGUUGUACGCGCACUUGGGCGGACAGCUUGCCCUCAACGCCUACUCUGGCAUGUAA
Molecule: messenger RNA, 1041 nt
Organism: Colletotrichum chrysophilum
Lineage: Eukaryota; Fungi; Ascomycota; Sordariomycetes; Glomerellales; Glomerellaceae
Exons: 2
Coding region: 1-1041 (346 amino acids)
Biological process (GO): amine catabolic process
Molecular function (GO): D-cysteine desulfhydrase activity; pyridoxal phosphate binding; 1-aminocyclopropane-1-carboxylate deaminase activity
Source: RefSeq, a predicted model, not a curated record